Messenger RNA from Apis florea (little honeybee), 736 nucleotides. RefSeq lists its product as uncharacterized. NCBI's taxonomy places the organism in Eukaryota, Metazoa, Arthropoda, Insecta, Hymenoptera, Apidae. The record is from RefSeq and is a predicted model, not a curated record. Gene Ontology annotation, molecular function: protein binding.
AAUUCUGAUGUGUUGAUUAGAGCGACGUGUCCUCGAGAGCGUUCUCGCUCAUCUACGAUUGGAUGAUCAGCCCACAGAUCGAAAGUUACCGCCUUCUGCAAAGGGACAAUAUUCUGGAAAUGUUCACCGCCUCUCAAUAUCUCGGAAUUAAAGAAUUGGAAGAGCAAUGCUGGGCUUUCAUCGACAACGACGAAUUAUUCAGCGAGGACACAGCGUUUCUAUUAUAUUUGGAGGCGAAGAAAGUUCGUAACACAGCUGUUAUGGAACUGAUGGUGCCGAGAAUUAUGAAAUUCUUCUUGAUGUUGGUCAGUACCAAAGACUUCCUCGACCUGGCCGUGGACGAACUUUGCCUUUUGUUGAGGUCCAACUACAUUUCGGUCAAUAGCGAGAUGGAAGUUCUCAUGUCCGCCGUACGAUGGCUGAUGCACGACUGGGCGAACAGGAAGGAGAACAUGUUGGAAGUUCUGAAAUGCGUUCGCUUCGGAUUGAUCGCGCCGUGGCAGCUGGUCGACGUGAAGAGAAACCCGGAGAAUCCUGAAUUUAUGGAACUGAUGUCUUCGCCCGAUGUGCAAAAAAUGGUCGACGACGGCCUAGCUUUCGUCAUUAUAAAAUAUUGGUACGGCAACCAAACGGAGGAUUACUAUCAUUGGAUUGAUCUGCUAGGGCUCACGGAGCCGACCAAUCGAAACUGGGCCGGAGAGGACAAGGUAUCGAAAUUGAAUUUCUAAAACUUUCG